This is a messenger RNA of Penicillium waksmanii, 1449 nucleotides long. Its product is annotated as pyridoxal phosphate-dependent aminotransferase. Gene Ontology annotation, molecular function: pyridoxal phosphate binding. The record is from RefSeq and is a predicted model, not a curated record. The coding region runs from base 1 to 1449 and encodes 482 amino acids. The transcript has 3 exons. Lineage: Eukaryota; Fungi; Ascomycota; Eurotiomycetes; Eurotiales; Aspergillaceae. Gene Ontology annotation, biological process: biosynthetic process.
AUGUCUUUCUCCGGCCGCCGCGUCAGUAUUCUGCGCCCCUCCAACCGGCGCCUCUCCGUCAGCAAGGGACUGUCCGAGAACGAGGAACGGUCCGAGACUCAUCGUCAAUUCCGAACCGCCCACGAGGGUCAUCGUCCCCACGCCGGUCUUGACGCAUCCCGUGCUUCCACUGGUGUUGUCUGGUGCACAGAACGUGCCUCCGAGCAUGGAUUUUCUGAUGACCCUUCAAGUUGGGCCAACCUAGGUCAAGGUGCCCCCGAAGCCGACGAUGAUAUCGAGGGAAGCUUUCCCCGCCCGACGUCGAUCCCCAUCUCAUCUGCCUCUCGGGAAUACGGCCCGACCGCCGGUAUCAAACCGCUACGUGCCGCUGUCGCUCGUCUGUAUAACGAACAUUACCGCCAAGGCAAGGACAGCCAGUAUACCUGGGAGAAUGUGUGCAUUGUGCCCGGUGGCCGUGCGGGUUUGAUCCGUAUCGCCGCCAUUUUGGGCAACUCGUACCUCUCGUUCCCGAUUCCCGAUUACUCUGCAUACAAUGAAAUGCUCACCCUGUUCAAGAAUAUUGCCCCCAUCCCCAUGCCCCUGUCUCAGGACGACCACUAUCACAUCCAUCCCAAUAAGAUUGCCGAGGAAAUCGCCCGUGGCACCCAGGUGCUGCUGACCUCCAACCCCCGUAAUCCCACAGGUCACUUUGUAUCGCACGAGGAGCUCGCUGAGAUCCAAGAUAUCUGCCGUGACCGCGCGACUCUGAUUCUCGACGAGUUCUACGGUGGCUACAAUUACACGACUGGCUGCGAUGGCAGCACGAUCAGUGGAGCCGAGCACAUCGUUGACGUUAACCAGGACGAUGUGCUCCUGAUUGAUGGUCUCACCAAGCGCUUCCGUCUUCCUGGCUGGCGCAUUGCUUGGGUCGUUGGACCUAAGGACUUCGUCGACGCCCUCGGCUCGGCCGGUUCGUACCUGGACGGUGGCGCCAACGUUCCCUUCCAGGAGGCCGCCAUCCCCAUGCUGGAGCCAUCGCUCGUCCGUGAGGAGAUGAAGGCACUGCAGUCGCACUUCUGUGAGAAACGUGACUAUGUCCUGGGUCGACUGCACGAGAUUGGAUUCCGUGUCCAGGAUGUCCCUCAGGCGACUUUCUAUAUCUGGCUCGACCUGACUUCUCUCGACCCGCCACUACCCAAGGAGGCCAACAUCUCUGAUGGCCUGAACUUCUUCAACGCCCUGCUGACCGAGAAGGUCAUCGUCGUACCGGGUAUCUUCUUCGACCUGAACCCGGCUAAGCGUCGUGACCUGUUUGAUAGUCCUUGCCACCACUUCGUUCGUCUCAGCUAUGGUCCCAAGAUGGAUGUCCUGAAGAUGGGUCUGGACGGCAUUGAGCGGGUCAUCAAACGGGCGCGCGAGAUGGGCAUCAAGAAGCAGUGGGAGGACGAGGUUGCCAUCCAGGAUGAUUAG